Molecule: messenger RNA, 2697 nt
Organism: Tachyglossus aculeatus (Australian echidna)
Lineage: Eukaryota; Metazoa; Chordata; Mammalia; Monotremata; Tachyglossidae
Gene: BHLHE22
Product: basic helix-loop-helix family member e22
Exons: 1
Coding region: 30-1100 (356 amino acids)
Molecular function (GO): protein dimerization activity
Source: RefSeq, a predicted model, not a curated record
CUGAGGGUCCCCGCGGGGGCGGGCGGGCCAUGGAGCGGACUCCGCACCUCGGCGCGCCGGCCGACGGCGACCUGUUCCUGCCCCCGAGCCUGGGCGCGGGCGCGCCGGCCGCCAAGCGGCUGGACCCGGCCUUCCGACCCCCCCCGCCGGCGGCGGCGGCGGCCCCGGGCACGGAGGGGGCCCGGGCCGCGCCGCCCCCCCCUCCGCGGGGCCCCCAGCCCUCCCCACCGCCCCCGCCCCCGCCCCGCUGCUUCGAGCCCGCCGAGCCCGAAGGGGGGCUGCUCCUGCCGCCGCCCCCCACCGGGGCCGGGCUGGGGGUCCCCGGGCUGCUGGUGGGCGCCGCCGGCGUCGGGGGGGACCCCGGGCUGGGCAGCCUGCCGGCGGGGGCCAACGGCUGCCCGCCCUACGGCGACGGCGCGGCCCGGGGCCCGGGGCCCGACAGCAGCGGCGGCGAGCAGAGCCCCGACGACGACAGCGACGGCCGCUGCGAGCCGGGACCGCGGACGGGGCCCCCCAACGCCGGGAACCGAGGCGGGGCGGCGGCGGGAGCCAAGGCGGCCGACCCCGGCCCGCCCGCCCCGACCAUGGCAGGGCCCGGGACCGGCGUUGGCGGCGGCGGCGGCGGCGGCGGCGGGGGGGGGAAGAAGUCGAAGGAGCAGAAGGCGCUGCGGCUCAACAUCAACGCCCGCGAGCGGCGGCGCAUGCACGACCUGAACGACGCCCUGGACGAGCUGCGGGCCGUCAUCCCCUACGCGCACAGCCCCUCCGUGCGCAAGCUCUCCAAGAUCGCCACGCUGCUGCUCGCCAAGAACUACAUCCUCAUGCAGGCGCAGGCCCUGGAGGAGAUGCGGCGGCUCGUCGCCUACCUCAACCAGGGGCAGGCCAUCUCGGCCGCCUCCCUGCCCGGUUCCGCGGCCGCGGCCGCUGCUGCGGCUGCGGCGGCGGCCGCGGCGCUACACCCUGCGCUAGGCGCUUACGACCAGGCGGCGGGGUACCCGUUCGGCGCCGGCCUCCCCCCCUCCGCCUCCUGCCCGGACAAGUGCUCCCUCUUCAACGGCGUGUCCUCCAGCCUCUGCAAACAGUGCACGGACAAACCUUAACCGCCCCCGGACCCCCCCCCCCCCCAAAAGGUCACAGGGCGGAUCGAUCCAUCGAUCGAUCCCCAACUCUGCACCCGCCGGGCCUCCGCCCUUCCCUCCCGGGGCACGGUACCCGGACAGACUUUAGGGUCGGAGUGGGUGGCCGGUCGGAUCAUCCCCCCCCUUCCCACCCCCCAUCCCAAAGUGGCGACCUUGAAGUCGACCAGAAAUCCACAAAUCACCAUUUGGGGGGUGGGGGGGGGACAUCCAAUUUCUGGGUUGGGAGAAGAGUUUGGGGGCGGUGGGUUCGAAACCUCCCCCCUCCAUAACCCCCAACCCACCGAGGAGGCUGAAUCGGGGCCUCGAGCCCAACCGGGACCGGCCGCCGACUGGAGGGUCACUCGGACGGAUCGGAAAGGGCGUGGGAAACUGUGGAUUCGGGAUUCUGAGCCAGGGGAAAAAAAAGGAAAUAAACUGGAAACGCGGACCCGUUGGAAGGGAAGGACUUACUCGUUGCUCUGAAAGACUUGCAUUUUUUAUUGUCUCUCCACCUCGAUGGGUGAAAAUGCGCGGAGUUUUGGCGAGGGUGGUGGCGAAACGGACCCGUGUGGCUGAAAGUAUCGCAUUUAAAGUAUUUACGUGCACCUUGUUACUUUCCACUUCGCGAUGAUGUACGAACGAGACAUGCUAUUUAUUUGUUAAUACUCGACGACCCCCGCCCCCCGCCAACGGUAUUUAUCAUAUGUUAAAGUCACCGGUUUUAAUGUGCAGAUUUUUUUUUAUGCCUCUAAAGUUUCGUCCUAUGGAUUAAUUUAUAACGUGUGCCAAGUGUUCAGAGGAUUUAUUGGCCAACAUCGGUAAACAGAAAUAUUGAUGUAUCCGAGCUGCUUAGGUUUCUGAAAGGUCACCUGGAAUUUUUUUUUCAAGUCGCAUCAUCCUUGUAUUCAAAUUGAGCUUUAAUAAAUUGCUUCAGUCCAAAAACUACAGGAAAGGCGUAUUCUUAAUUGCCGAAUGAAUUCAUCUCUUUUUGGAAAGGGGACUCAUUGCAUUCGAAGGGAACUAGCUAUUUUACAAGGCAUCACAGCGAUAGAUCCGAUCCUUAAAAAAAAGAAAAGCCACAAGUCAAGCAACUAUUUUUUCAGGCCGUUGUGCAUUUUUAAAAGGUCUAAUUUAAUUGCUUUGAAUAUGUAUAAAACUUAUUUUAACUGUGGGGAUAUUAUUUAAGUUGAAAGCCUGGUUUGAUUUGCAUAAAGUGUGAAAUCUUUGGUUAUUUUUCUAAAAAAAAAGAAAGGGAAAAUAAAAUAAAACUGAGGAAGAACAAGAAGAAGCUAUUUAUCCAAAGGGAGCUUUCAGUUUUAGUUUGCAUGGUCGGGUGCUUGCCUCUGCCAUUUGUAAAUCAUUCAAGAAAAUCUUUUCCAAAACGAGUCUUGCUGUUUUCCACCCCUUACAGAUAAUGCAGAUUCGGUCUGUCGGGUUCGGAUGGUGAACCGGGAAUCAGUUGGCAGGUCAUGGAUGGGUAAAGAGUGAUAUAUAUUAAAUAGGUCAAUCGGAUUAUGACAGCUCUGGAUGAUCGUUUGUAUGUGUUUCUCCGUCGGAAAGAAUCUUUAUUAAAAUAUUU